Molecule: messenger RNA, 1579 nt
Organism: Capsella rubella
Lineage: Eukaryota; Viridiplantae; Streptophyta; Magnoliopsida; Brassicales; Brassicaceae
Exons: 6
Coding region: 371-1153 (260 amino acids)
Source: RefSeq, a predicted model, not a curated record
AUUACACAUCUUGCUAAUUAAAAAGUUAAUUUUGAUUUAGAGAGUUAUUAAAAGAAAGGAGUGGGUCUAGUUGGAAGAGCAGAGAGGCGUUUAUUCCAGACAGACUUUGAAUAUUUUAUUUGAUUAUUAGUUAAGAGAAAUUUAAUUUAUAAUCUCAGCGGAGAAAUUAUAAUGUUUGUUGAUGUAAUUUGGGCUCUCAAUCUUUGGGAUUCGAUGUGAUCCCGCCAAACAGACUCUUACUUACUCUCCCCUCCUCACGAUUUUUUCUCCACCGUCGAUUCCUUCCCUCUCCGGUGUCGCCGGAAAAUCUCGACAUUAGAAGCUUCGUUGGAUAACUUUUCUUGUCUUUUAUGAAGGGACAUCGACAUUUAUGAUGCUUUGUUCUUCUUUACGAGAUCGAAUACAGCCUUGGCUUCGCGACUAUGUUAGGCUCCAAUCUCUCGCCGUCUUCCUCAUUUACGCUCAGAUUGGGUGCGCGCUAAUCGGAUCACUCGGGGCAUUAUACAAUGGAGUUUUGUUGAUAAAUUUGGCGAUUGCGUUGUUCGCGCUCGUUGCAAUCGAGAGCAAUAGCCAGAGUCUCGGCCGCACCUAUGCGGUUCUUCUUUUCUGCGCUCUUCUUCUUGAUAUCUCCUGGUUCAUACUUUUCACCCAAGAGAUAUGGAGCAUUUCAGCUGAGACGUAUGGGACCUUUUUCAUAUUUUCAGUGAAACUGACGAUGGCCAUGGAAAUGAUUGGUUUCUUUGUGAGGCUAUCGUCCUCUCUCUUAUGGUUUCAGAUUUAUAGGCUUGGGGCUUCUAUCGUCGACACUUCACUUCCCCGUGAAACAGAUUCGGAUCUACGAAAUAGCUUCUUGAAUCCACCUACUCCUUCUAUAGAUAGACAACGUUCAGGUGCUGAAGAAAUUUUGGGAGGUUCUAUCUACGACCCAGCCUACUACACCUCUCUAUUUGAAGAAAGUCAAACCAACAUGAAUUCACCCAAGGCUACACAGGUGAAUCAUUAUUCAGCUGGGAACAAUGGAUCACCAUCUGCUGCAGAAGCCUCUCAUAUGAAGUCUGCCAUAUCUAGAUCCUUGCAUUCAAUUGAUGAAGAGAAGGGAUUGAAGGAAACGGAAGAGAAGGGUUUGAAGCAGACGGGGAUGGCGUCAAUAUGAUUCAAGAACGGUAGUGUUACCAUUUGGGCAUCUAAAACAAACUGAGUUGUCUGUUGAGGUUAUAGUUAUCGGAUUUUGAAGCCGCCGAUACACUUGUUAUUCACCAGUUUUCGGUGAGCGAGGGAGAAUCACGAAGCGUCGUCAUGUCCAUACAAAGUAGAGCAAGAUAACAUAAGACAUUCCAGAAGAUGAGAUUUCUAUAUGUCAACGACAAGUAAGCACUGUUUUUUACUCAUGGGUUUUCAUUAUUUAUUCGGUAUGAAAAUAUGUUAUUUUUGGGAAUCUUAUGGUGAGAAUAGAGUCAGAGUCAUCAACGUGAUGCAUCCAACAUAUGAUUCUUUCCGAGUUUUCUUUUUUGUUACUUGUAUGUAAAUGGAGAUACGUUCUUAUUUUUAAAUUUUUGGGUUGCGAAUGGAGAUGGUAAAA